Molecule: messenger RNA, 2976 nt
Organism: Amoebophrya sp. A120
Lineage: Eukaryota; Dinophyceae; Syndiniales; Amoebophryaceae
Source: the annotation of a GenBank genome assembly
CUCUCCGUCGGUCGUGAUCGCCGUCUUGAUUGACGUUCCUGUAAAGCAAAUUUGCUGUAGAAGUAUCUUCGACUUGAUGAAUUAAAAUUAUCAGAUUCCUGUCCGCGGUCGGUCCUCGAUCUGAGAGGUAGACUAAAAAAGAUCCUCCAGGUCGUGGACUCUCACACUCUAAGUUAUGGCUCAGACUCAGUACAGUAAAUAAAUAAGACGUGAGCUGCAUCAAUCGUUUGUGAAGAAGAUGAUCAAUGCGAGAGACAAUGGCCGCAACCCUUUCUAGAUAAAGACAUCGGUGAGUGGUUCUUUUGGGAAAAUUUACGGAUCAAGACGAACACAACAGGAUUUUUUGAUGUUGAAGAAUCAGCAUAAGUCAACCUCAAGGUCAAGUCGGUUUAAGUAGAAGAUAAUGAAAAACAGGAGGACGAGCUGACCUCCGCUACAACUUUUGAAAUACUUCUGUCCUGGUCAGCAUCACAAUGUACACGGAUCCUGUGCUUACUACUUCUUCGAACAGAACAAAUCAUGAUCACAUGGUCUGCAGCUGCACCUCUAGCGCUUGUUCAACCAUCGGUUUUAAUACGGUUUAGCUUCUCAUCCGACCACUGUCUAGUCUACCCGGAAUGUCGCAUCAACAUGAGUCAAUCAAUCACGACGAUCUACUAUGAUCUUUAAACGCUCACAGCUGCCGUCACAAAUGUCGAAACCACGUCAAAUUUUAGACCCUCCCCUCUACUCAGAUUAAGUGCACCGCGUCAACAACUGUAGUUUGUUUGUCUUCUCACUUUUCUACAUCGCGGACAAGGUCAUCCAUAAUUAUUGCUGAAUUUUUCAGAUCAGCGUCCGCUUUACCUUUACCAAAUUCCACCCCAGUAGCACGCCCCUUCUAUCUUUUAUACGAAGCAACUUGCACUCUAUUCUUUUUCUUGUUCGAUCACAAUGGAGAAGAUUAUCAUGAUGAAAGCAAGCCGUCGGGCUGGAGUGACAACUCUCCUUCUUGGUGGUCUGUUGGCUCUCUCGUCCGGCAGCAGGGUAUCGGCACUUUCGUUGCAAGCUCGUGCUCCGGGGUCCCGGUCCUCCGCGCAACCAAAUGAAGUGGACGAGCGGGAGGAGGACGAGGAGUGCGCUGGUCUGAGUGUGUACAAGAAAUUUACGAGAGGCCACCCGAUUACCGGCGACGAUUGUUUGAAAGGCAUAGGAGAGUUUUGCAACAGCUUCUGCUCGCAGCCCAAUAAAGUCGCUGAGGCCCGUGCUCAAACCGGUGUUCAAACCUACACGGACCACGGCCAAGAAGGAUUCGAUCCGCUUCUCGCCGCCGUGGAGGACGUCCGUCCUCCCCCUCGCCGCCCCACCCCUGCUUCUCUUACAGACGACGCAAGCAGCGCCGUCGACGAAGCAGGACUUGGCCUUGACGCGGCGGCCCCUCCCGUCCCCACGUCCGCAGGCGGGAGACCUCUUCUUUACGAAAGAGACGGGAAACUCGUUCCUCGUGGCCCCGCUCCAGAAGGACAAACGCCUUUGGGAUUUCCCAACGAAGUGCUUGACUCUCUCGAUGAAGAGGGAACGAAAAUCCUGGGAAACCACCCGCGAAAGCGUUACUCGAUUGCCGUUUUUAAGCAGCCCGAAGGCGAUCGUCCGAAAAACCCAAAUCAACGCUUCGAUAUUGGACACGGUGUGCGAGCAAACAACACAAACACUGCACGGCGACAGACCCGCUCGCCGUGAGGUAAUAUCAUACCCUAGCAGUUGGACGGUACUAAAUCCCGAGUUGAGUUCUCGUCUCUGACUGCCGAUGGCGAACCCCACCUACUAUCUCAUGUCAACAAGCAGCUGUGAAUGUGAUCUAUUAGAUUGAAAGAAUUGUUUCCCUACAGCAGACUGAAAUUUCAAUUUCUACAUGAAAGUAACCUCACUUCUCCAGUGCGUAAGUAAAUGCCAGGUCAUUGUUUUUGUUGUAAAUGAGUGCUUGCAAACCAUCUGCGAUGAACACAGCUCCUGUCAUCCUCAUCUCCGCUACGCCUAAGAGGACUCCUGGCACUAGCGUGCAACUCCUAGCCCAGCAGGUGGUAGCGAGAUUAAGGGAACUACAAAUUAGCUAAGCUGUGGCAGCGUUGGCGGUAAAGUAAUAAGGUGGAGCACGUACUAGCUAAGCUCCCGAAAACGCCCAAUGCUAAGGUUUUGUUUAUAGGUCGACAGGGGUAGAAGUCGUAUAAUUUGGAAAUGCUUGCUAUGCGCAUUUUAUUUGACGCUGACACAAAUUUUGGUGUAUGUUCGAACCCCUCGCGCGUUUGUUAGCAUCGGGCCGCGCCUAGCAUCGAAACAAGCUAGCAACAAGCAUCUGCGCAUGAUCUGACCAACCCCAAAUAAUUAUCAUUAUCAUAAUUAAAUUAAUAAUUCAAAUUCUCAAGCGUGAUUUAAAUCCCUACACAACACGGACAAGCGCUGCUUAUCUGCAACCACUUGCAGCUACACUACAGCUGCUCGUCAAGAGAGCAAGAGUCAACUUCUUCUAUGCAUAGGCUUUCUACCUAGAGGUAGAGUCUAGAUUUCUGCUUGAGCUAGAUCGAUGAGUUUUCUACCUGUUGCGGUCUGAAAUCCAUCGAUAUCGCUCUAUGUUAUGGCAGCCUACAAGGAAAUCAGCCACUGACGAGUCGAAACGAGGAGUCGACUGCUCUAUGACACCUACAUAUAAGCAUGCAUUUACAUCAUCUAGAAGUAGAAAAAAAACAAGAACGAUAAUUUUCAAUUUCCACAAAACUUAUGAACGAACUCCGAGGACAGAUACCUUUCGUGCUUGAAGAUGUCGGUGGCGUUUGAAUUUCUACCGAAUAAUUCAGAUGACUUUUACAUCCAAGCGCAAGUCGUAGCUUUCUGUCUUAGUAUAAGUUUAUUGUGGAAGGAAGAUUAUAAGUUCUCCAAAAACCGCUCUGUUUUUGAUCUUGUCCGAUGUGGGGGAUGAUAGAUGAAACAGGUAUACAAACG